Cuscuta europaea is the source of this 611-nucleotide messenger RNA. The record is from the annotation of a GenBank genome assembly. NCBI's taxonomy places the organism in Eukaryota, Viridiplantae, Streptophyta, Magnoliopsida, Solanales, Convolvulaceae.
CCUUACUUUCUACAAAUGCUGAGACGUCAAAAUGAGAAGAUAGAAAAAGGUGAGACGACGAUUACAGAAGCAGCGAACAUUGCAGUGAUUGAAGACGAAAUUCAAGGCAGUGCUUCACCAUUCUCUAGGAGUUGGGCAGAAUCUGAGUUCGUAUACCUCCCGCUUAAUAAUAGCAACCACUGGGUGUUACUUGUUUUGGAAGUUAAAAAAAGAAAGAUACGAGUUUACAACUCCAAAACCAGACGGGCUGAUAGUUUAAGAGACAUUAGACCGUUUGUAGAGAGCAUACAGUGGUUGCUGCCAAAAGUCAUGGACGUGCAUGGUGUUUAUGAUGAAAUUGGGUAUGAGCGUAUGGGUAACGAAGUGUUAGAGUUGGAGCCUGCCGAGGAUUGCCCACAGCAAGAAGACGGGGGAAACUGUGGCAUGUACGUAUUGAAGAUUGCCGAAUUUUUGAUGAUGGGGCUAGAUAUAAAAGAGAUCAAGUCAAAGGACAUUGCCAUGUAUAGGCAAAAGAUGGCCAUAGAGUUAGUGUUGUAUAACAACAAGAGGAUGGAGGAACGCAAAAAACAGAAGCAGGGACCGAGGAGUUGCAUUUGAAACUUGAAUGAAAU